GCUGUGGGAAGUGGUCAGGUUCAUCCUACCCGAUCCGAAGGCGAGCCGCAAUCAGGGCUGCGCAGGUGCCGCUUUGAUUGACCAUCUUCGGGCGGAGUCGCAGACCGGGUAUGUGGAUAUUGAGGAAAUGGCCCUGCACCUGGUCAAGAUCGCGGAGACGGCUUGGAUGCGACAGUUGUCAACGUGGCUGUUGUAUGGGAAUGUCCCGGUGCUUGGGAAAGAUGAUUUCUUCAUUCAAGAAGAUAGAGUCUCCCCAGAUACCGCGCAGGCGCCAUUCAUCCUGCAUACGAGUUUACUGCCCAAGUUUGUUUUGCCGCAGACAGCGUCAUCCAUCUUGUUCAUUGGGAAAACCUUGAACCUGAUCCGCGCAAAGCGUAAUGCUUCUACAACCAGGCCAAGCGGCCUGCCAACCUAUCCGGUGACUCUGCAAGGCGAGCAUGUCGAAUAUCUCGCUGCGUUACAGUCACCCAUCUCAAGCUCAAUGCUAUCCAACGCGGUCGAUGCCAUCCGACUGUCAUUGUCGCAGAGCACCCUCUCAAAGAUCCUGCCGCUUCCUAAAACCCUGGAAAUCCUAUCUGUUCUUCACGAUUUUUUGCUUCUACGACGCGGCGAGUUCGCCAUGGCACUGGUUUCGCACGCCGACGUGCGGCUGCAGGAAAGACCCAUGGCUGCCCGAGCGAAAGCGGUGGAUGGUCUGGGAGGACUGUCCGUCAAAGACGGGGACGUCAUGGCAACGUUGGGGCACGCGCUAUCCGAGCUUUAUUCCCUGCAGUCUGAGGAAGAUCCCGUGGAUGAUGCGCUUGAUCUCGCCAAAGACCUCCUUCGGCUCUCUGUCGGCGGGCAGAGCAACUCCACGGCAGCCGGUCCGGCAGAGUUAGCCGGGUCUGGACUGUCACCAGACAUCUCCCAGGUCGCGUUCGACGACCUCCUAUUUCCAGCGCCAACCUGCCUCUCCGUCCAAGUCGGGCCCCCUCUCGACCUGUUUCUCUCCGCCUCCGACAUCUCCGUCUAUUCCAAGGUGCACGCCUACUUACUCGGCAUCCGGCGCGCGCAAAUCCGGUUAAGCGGUCUCUGGAAGCACACGUUUCUCCGGCGAAACCAUCCCUCCCCGUGGGGUCCGCCACGCAGCAACUCGGCCUUUGGGCAGAACAUGCUGGGCGUGGGCCGACAGCGAGACAACGCGCGGACGCGGCAGAUGCGACCCGUGUGGGCAACCAGCAGCGCAUCUCUCUUCCUCCUAUCCGAAAUCGGAAGCUUCUUCCAAGCCGAAGUGAUCCAGGGCUCCUGGCAGCAUUUUCAAACCUGGAUUGAAGACAGCCAACCCCCUUCCCCAACAAGCUCGCGACCAGGAACUGCCUCGUCGGCGCAGAGCAAGCCACCAGACCACCCAAACCACUCUACCACCCGCCCUCCACGACACGACCCCGAGACCCUCACGGUCGCACACCGACGAUACCUAUUCGCACUCGUGCAGUCGCUCUUCCUAACCGACGUCCCAUUCACCCAGUCCCUCCGAUCGCUCCUAAAGCGAGUAGACCAUUUCGUCGCGCUGGUCAUCCGCCUGCAGACGAUCCAACGCAACAUGGACCUCGAGACAGACGAAGGCGUGGUCGACGCGUUGGCCGAUUACGCAGGCGAAGAGACCGAACUGUGGCAGGCGCUCGGGGCAGCGCGGGGCCGGAUGGAAGUCAGCAUCCGGGAGGUGGUCGCACGGUUACGCGACAUCGACGACAGCCGAUCAGCCGAAGGACGCGAGAUAUUCGCCCUCGGCCAGCGAACGCACCCCUCCGCAGAGAGCUGGUCCGGGCGCGCAGGACCAGACGGUGCGCAUUAUGUGCCUCGCAAGACGGCGGGCGUCGACCGACUGCUGAUGAAGCUGGACUUUGGGAAUGCCAACGGGAGUCGCGUCUAGACUGACGGAUCCUGCAUUGUAGUCGCCCUGGUGGAGAGCUGUGUCGAUCUCAACCAAUCGGGGCCAGGGGAUCGGCCAACUGGUUUGAUCUUAAUGCUUACACGCUGCCGUCACC
Molecule: messenger RNA, 2027 nt
Organism: Aspergillus candidus
Lineage: Eukaryota; Fungi; Ascomycota; Eurotiomycetes; Eurotiales; Aspergillaceae
Product: Spc98 family-domain-containing protein
Exons: 1
Coding region: 128-1912 (594 amino acids)
Biological process (GO): cytoplasmic microtubule organization; mitotic cell cycle; microtubule nucleation
Cellular component (GO): equatorial microtubule organizing center; gamma-tubulin complex; spindle pole
Molecular function (GO): microtubule minus-end binding; gamma-tubulin binding
Source: RefSeq, a predicted model, not a curated record